Molecule: messenger RNA, 3669 nt
Organism: Thlaspi arvense
Lineage: Eukaryota; Viridiplantae; Streptophyta; Magnoliopsida; Brassicales; Brassicaceae
Source: the annotation of a GenBank genome assembly
AUGCUUCCAAGUCUAGCGACAGAGCUGAUGAUGGCGGGGAACCACGAUAUCUCGUUUAGGCAGGAGCAUUUCAUUGAAGCUCGACAGAACAGUGAACUGUUUCCUACUCAUGACUACAGUUUCGCCUUGGAACCGCUACACGGGACGAACCUGCAGAUAGGAGUUCCCCGUGAGCAAAAUGAGGGUUGGAGCCACAACCAGGAACGUACACUGGCUCUUCACAGCUCAAUGAAUCACAGUGAAGAACAAUGUGUGGAAGGAAAAGAUGAGGUUGAUUCUUCAGAAAACCAAAUUGAAAGCUAUGACCAUGCCUUUGACCUCUCGUUCCAUGAUAAUGAUGGCUCGGAAACUUCAGAGAAUGAUAAACUAGCCCUAGUAGUUGCUCAGGAUCUCAACGAUAACUUACAGUUGGGGGUGGGUCAUUGCAUGAAUAGGGAUCUCAUACCUGGCCCGGACAUAGGCCUUUCUCAGCAGCUAGAGUUGGCUCCUCCUAUUGUUCAGUGCCGGUCUCUAGUUACAGCUCCUCAGCACAACUUGGUCGUUGGAAUGGAAUUUUCAGAUGUUCUUGCUUGUAGGAGAGCAUUGAGAGAUGCAGCAAUCGUCUCACGGUUUGAGAUGCAGACGGUUAAAUCUGACAAAACCCGCUUCACUGCAAAGUGCACCAGCGUGGAUUGCCCUUGGAGGAUUCACUGUGCCAAGCUUCCUGGUGUACCAACCUUUACAAUAAGGACUAUUCACGGGAGUCACACAUGUGGUGGUAUUUCACACCUUGGUCACCAUCAAGCUUCGGUUCAAUGGGUUGCUGAAGCUGUGGAAGAAAGGCUGAGAGAGAAUCCUCAUUGCAAACCUAAGGAGAUACUGGAGGAAAUCCAUCAAGUCCAUGGGAUCACACUAUCAUACAAGCAAGCAUGGAGGGGGAAAGAACGUAUAAUGGCUGCUGUUCGCGGGUCAUUCGAAGAAGAUUAUCGCCUUCUUCCUCAAUAUUGUGCUGAAAUCAAAAGAACAAACCCUGGGAGCAUCGCUGUGGCUCUUGGAAGCCCUGUUGAUGGGAGCUUUCAACAGCUAUUCAUCUCUUUCCGGGCGUCAAUCUAUGGUUUUCUUAACGCUUGUCAGCCUCUCAUUGCAUUGGACAAAAUCGUAUUGAAGAGCAAAUAUCUAGGGACACUCCUGCUUGCCUCCGGGUUUGAUGGAGAAGGUGCAGUGUUUCCUUUGGCCUUCGCCAUUAUUGCUGAGGAAACUGAUGGUAGCUGGCAAUGGUUCCUCUCAGAGCUGCGUAAGCUGCUUGAAGUUAACACAGAAAACAUGCCAAAGCUGACGAUUUUAUCUAAUAGAGACCCACCCAUUGUUGAAGGAGUAGAUGCUAAUUUCCCAACGGCGUUUCAUCGCCUCUGUAUCCAUCAUCUCACAGAAUGCUUCCGUAGGGACUUCAACAACUCCAUUCUUGUGAACCUUUUUUGGGAAGCAGCACAAUGUCCCACCGAGCCCGAGUUCAAUGCAAAAAUCGCCGAGCUCUCCCAGACGUCUUCCGACGCUGCCGCGUGGGUUUUCAAGUACCCUCCCUCUUUAUGGGCCACAUACACCUUUGAAGGAGCACAUCUUACUCCAAAUGUUACCGAAUCACUUAACGGUUGGAUUCAAGAAGCCUCAGGCCUUCCUAUAAUCCAAAUGAUGGAGUGUAUCCGUCGCCAACUGAUGACUUUGUUCAACGAGCGCCGUGAAACAAGCAUGCAGUGGUCUGGCAUACUAGUUCCGUCUGCUCAGAGACAAGUCCUUGAGGCCGUGGAACACUCCCGUGCGCGAACUUAUGCGGAAACCAUACAUCCAGUUCCAGACAAAACCAUGUGGCAAAAAGCAGAAGCUGAUAUUGAAAGUGGUGAGGAUGGUGAUGAGUUUGUGAUGAAACCACCGAGGUUGUUAAGACAACAGCCACGGCCAAGGAAGAGGAGAAGUCAAGAGUUUAACAGCACGACGACUUUCACACACAUUUUGGUAAUCUCAUCCAUUGGUUUGCUCUUGGCCAUUGCACUGCACUACCGUCUAAGGAAGCUACGUCACUCCAAGAUCAUUCCUCGUCUCAGAUUGUCUCACAAACACAAAGGCCAUGAGAAGCUCGAGAGAUUCUCUCACUACGUCGUUCGGCAGAUGGGAUUUAAGGACAGGAGAGAAUGUCCACAUCUCUGUAAGUUAGCCAAUGAGUACAUUAGGAAAUCAGAUUGCUGCGAGGAAGACAUAUACAACUUCUUCUCUGAAGAGCCUGAUGCUGAUUCACUCUUCAUUAAGCUCGUCGAGGAGUUUGAGAGAUGUAUUCUCAGUUACUUUGCUUACCACUGGACCCAUGCGGAUCUCAUGAUCAGUCAGAUACUCAGCGCCGAUGUUGAGCCCAAGAGGAAGCUCAAGCACAUUGUCAUGGCGGCUACGAGGGAACAGAGAUUUGAAAGAGUGACUAAAAAUCUGAAAGUGGCAAGAGUGUUUAACACAUUGGUAGAGGAAAUGAAAGCAAUGGGCAUCGCAUCCGUUGAUGACUCAGAAUGUACAGAAGUGAUGGCUCCAGUUGCACACAAGGACCGAAGUCCGGUUUUACUCCUCAUGGGUGGUGGUAUGGGUGCAGGCAAGAGCACUGUUCUAAAAGACAUUCUCAAAGAACCAUUUUGGGCAGGAGCAGAUGCUGUGGUAAUCGAAGCCGAUGCUUUCAAAGAAUCUGAUGUCAUAUACAGAGCUCUAAGCUCCAGAGGCCAUGUUGAUAUGAUCAAGACUGCUGAAUUCGUUCACCAAUCAUCAACAGAUGCAGCAUCAUCGCUGCUCGUUACAGCACUCAACGAAGGGAGAGACGUGAUAAUGGAUGGAACACUCUCUUGGGUACCGUUUGUGGUUCAGACCAUAACCAUGGCAAGGAAUGUGCAUCGCCAUCGUUACAGAAUGGGAGCUGGGUACAAGGUUGGCGAAAACGGAGAUGUCAUGGAGGACUAUUGGGAACGCAUAGGCGAAAGACAGCAGCUGCAAGAAGAUGGAAGAGAGAGAAAGCCAUACAGGAUAGAGUUAGUUGGCGUUGUGUGCGAUGCAUAUUUAGCAGUGAUUCGAGGCAUUAGGAGAGCAAUAAUGUGUAGAAGAGCGGUUAGGGUUAGAUCUCAGCUGAGAUCUCACAAGAGGUUUGCAGAUGCGUUUCUUACCUAUUGCAACUUAGUUGACAAUGCCAGGCUUUACUGCACCAAUGCUCUUGAAGGUUCUCCAAAGCUGAUAGGAUGGAAAGAAAAGGAAAAGACAUUGCUAGUGGAUCCAGAGGAGAUAGACUGUUUGAAAAAUGUAGGGAAGAGGUUAAACGAGAAUGCUGAUUCCAUCUACGAGCUAUACAGUAGACCAAACCCUGCUUGUGAAGCUGGAUCGAUAUGGAAAGACAUUGUUCUUUCUCCUUCCAGGUUCAACAUUCAACAGGAGCUCAAAUACUCGAUUCAGAAAGUGGAAAGAUUCAAACAGCAUCUCCAAGAAACACCAAGGUGAUAGAGAAGGAUGAAGAUAAGAGAAGAGCACAAGUUUUGUUAGCUUUAUUUCCUGGUAUGUCACAAAAUACUCCUUAAAAACAAUCAAACAAAAGUUGAUUCUCUCUAAAAACAAAGAAGGAAUGUGCAUUGCCUAACUUAGUAAGAGAAUUGCUAAGAACAUUGAAUGUAAGAG